Messenger RNA from Salarias fasciatus (jewelled blenny), 1192 nucleotides. RefSeq names its product V-set domain-containing T-cell activation inhibitor 1-like. The record is from RefSeq and is a predicted model, not a curated record. The transcript is spliced from 6 exons. Bases 27 to 1166 code for a protein of 379 amino acids. Gene Ontology annotation, biological process: regulation of cytokine production; T cell receptor signaling pathway. Gene Ontology annotation, cellular component: external side of plasma membrane. NCBI's taxonomy places the organism in Eukaryota, Metazoa, Chordata, Actinopteri, Blenniiformes, Blenniidae. Gene Ontology annotation, molecular function: signaling receptor binding.
AGAUGAGAAGCUGAAUUUGAACAACCAUGAAGCUUCUUCUGCUUCUGCUGCCUCUGACAUGGUCUGGAACAAGCUCUGCAGCUGACGGAGGACCGGAGCUCUUCAGAGUGUCUGUUAAAGAGGGCAGCGAUGUGGUUCUACCCUGUUCUCUCAGCAACACCGACCUGGAGGCGCUGCUGUUCGACUGGAAGAAGGACCGUCACAAGGAGGUCUUCCUCUACGACGCCGGCCCUCAGUACAGCCACGGCCGCUCGGGUCAAGACCAGCAGUUCAGAGGUCGGGUGUCACAUUUCCCCACAGAGCUGAAGCAGGGCAACGCCUCCAUCCUCAUCACCAACACCAGGGUGGCCGACAGCGGAAACUACAGCUGUGGUUUUCCUCGUCUGCAGCCUGAAAGGCAAAUAUUCUACAUCCAGCUGUUGGUCGGCGUGUCUCCAAAGCCGUCUGUUUCUACUGUUGAUGAGACUAAAGACUGGGCUCUGCUGCAGUGUGAAAUUCAGGGAGCGUUUCCUCAACCUUCAGUCGUCUGGCAGGAUGCAGAUGGAAACGUUCUUCCUUCUAGAGAUCCAGAAGUCACAGAAAGAGACGGUCGUUUCUACAUCAUCCUUCAAACCACAGUAACAAAGACCGGCCGCUAUCGCUGUGUCGCCACACAGGAGGAAUUCAACCACCAGACACAUGCUGAGACGUACCUGCAUUUGAGUGGAGCAGCUUCAAAACCUUCAGUAACCAUCCUGAAGGAGACUAAAUCCUGGGCUCUGCUGCAAUGUGAAGUUCUUGGAGCGUCUCCUCGGCCCGCCGUGGUCUGGAAGGACGCGGCCGGAAACGAGGUUCCCUCUGAAGACGCUGAGGUGACGGAGCGAGGAGGAAGCUACGACACCGUCCUGCAGGCCACGGUGACCCGGAGCGACCGCUACCGCUGUGAAGCCUCGCAGGAGCAGCACCGCAGCCAGGCUCACAUCUACGUGCACAUCAGCGAGUUUCCCAUCGGAUUAACUGUUACUGCUGCAGUUCUGGGAGCUCUUGUUGUUGGUGGUGUUGUUCUACACAUUGUUCUUCUUCACAAAGGAUACAGGUUUAAGAAAGGUUCACACUCAGCGGUGAGCCACUCUCUGAAUUCACUGCAGCUCCCUGAUCAGCAGCUGAAAGAAGCUUUAACUGAGUGACACACACACACACACACACACACACA